This is a messenger RNA of Vollenhovia emeryi, 852 nucleotides long. RefSeq lists its product as uncharacterized. The record is from RefSeq and is a predicted model, not a curated record. The transcript has 3 exons. The annotation marks the transcript as partial. NCBI's taxonomy places the organism in Eukaryota, Metazoa, Arthropoda, Insecta, Hymenoptera, Formicidae.
AUACAAAGUAUUGUCGACCGCGACACGAACGUUGCGCGGAAGUACGGAUACCCGGGAGGUCUUCGAUGGAAUGCGAUCAGCGUCGCGGAGAUAUUCGAGCCUGUGCUCGCUUACUGGGAAAAGCGCGUGGACACGGACAAGAGCAUGCUCGAGCGUUUGCUCGACACUGGCGUCUUGCUGGAACUAAUGAAUUUGUUUGUACACAUGAAUAGAGAUGAAUUUUACUCCACGCACGUGUCGGUCAAGUGCAAGUCGUGCCUGGGCAAACUCUGUACAGUUAAGAGGGACUUGUACAACGCCGUGGUGAUGAAAUGCAGAUUCGUCAGUCUAGUAUUUGCAUCUCUCGACUCGACGGAGUUGAACCGAGCCCUACAGAUUCUGAGAGCUUCAGGAAUCUUGAGAAUAUUAUCUCUUUCGUGCUGGACAGAUUGAGCAUUGUAUAUUACAGCAAUAAUUUGUAUAGAUGGGUGCACAUUAAGAAAAUUACGUCCAAAGAAGUCGCAAGCUUGGCUAUGCUGGACUGCUUGACCAGUGAUGAAGAUGAGAUAAAGAGCGAACUGGGACUUUCAAUCGAUAUCUCUAAGUACGACGUUACCGCGUUGUGUCUGCGUGAAGUCAACAGUUUACUGGAGGAACAGAUCGCAUUUGCGAACGGCGUGGCAGCGGUUCUGGAAAAAUUGAGGAAGCUACAGCCGAGUGAUCAAUAUGCACACACGGUGCAGUUAUUAUAGGGUAUUAUUUCUUAGGUUUCACUUACGAGAGCUCUAUUCUGGAGUACCACGAGUAAGCUAUACACGAUUUGAAGCAGAAAAAGUCGAACUCCGUAGCUGUUCUGUGCUCGGAAGCUAAUUU